Penaeus indicus is the source of this 813-nucleotide messenger RNA. RefSeq lists its product as uncharacterized. Gene Ontology annotation, cellular component: extracellular matrix. The coding region runs from base 1 to 813 and encodes 270 amino acids. The transcript is spliced from 3 exons. The record is from RefSeq and is a predicted model, not a curated record. NCBI's taxonomy places the organism in Eukaryota, Metazoa, Arthropoda, Malacostraca, Decapoda, Penaeidae.
AUGCUAAUUGACAAUGAUACAUCAGGGGCCACUGGAGCUCAAUAUGCUAUAGCAAUAUCUGUUCCAUUAAUGUCUGAUUACUUCCAGGUAUUUGCACUGGUCGCCCUUGUAGUGGUUGCCAUGGCCCGUCCAGAUAGCCCGCCUACGUAUGGCUACUCGCCAAGUAAGACUUCAACUACGCUGUCAAUAAUCCACCACCUGGCAACGACUUCGGACAUGAAAAAGCCCGUGAUGGCGACCACACAAGGAUCCUACUACGUCCUUUAUCCAGACGGUCGUCUACAGAGUGUCACCUACAAUUUGAACGGCGACUCCGGUUACGUGGCUGAUGGCACCUACGAGGGAGAGGCUCAGUAUCCCAUACCCAGCCUUCCUACAAGCCUCCCACUUCCUCCUAUGCAUAAGAAACAUAAGAUAGUAGUUAGUGAUAACGGAAAUAUAUUGCAGGUAUUUGCAUUGGCCGCCCUUGUGGUCGUCGCUAUCGCCCGUCCAGAUAGCCCGCCUACAUAUGGCUACUCUGCUCCCACACCCUCUUAUGCACCCGCCAAGUACGACUUCAACUACGCCGUCAACGACCAACCAUCUGGUAACGACUUCGGGCAUGAAGAAGCCCGUGAUGGUGACCACACACAAGGAUCCUACUACGUCCUUCUUCCCGAUGGUCGUCUGCAGAGGGUCACCUACAAUGUGAACGGAGAUUCCGGUUACGUGGCUGAUGUCACCUAUGAGGGACAAGCUCAGUACCCCACACCAAAAGCCUCCUAUGGUCCUCCUCAGCCUUCCUACAAGCCUCCCACCCCCUCCUAUUCUUAA